Odobenus rosmarus divergens (Pacific walrus) is the source of this 1678-nucleotide messenger RNA. RefSeq names its product cAMP responsive element binding protein-like 2 (gene CREBL2). NCBI's taxonomy places the organism in Eukaryota, Metazoa, Chordata, Mammalia, Carnivora, Odobenidae. Gene Ontology annotation, molecular function: DNA-binding transcription factor activity. Gene Ontology annotation, cellular component: nucleus. The record is from RefSeq and is a predicted model, not a curated record. The transcript has 4 exons. The coding region runs from base 189 to 551 and encodes 120 amino acids. Gene Ontology annotation, biological process: regulation of DNA-templated transcription.
CAUUCCUGAACUGUUCCCUCGUCCCCGUGACUGUGGCAUCAGGGAAGCGAACUGUUAGGCGAGAGGAGGAGACAGUCAGAACCAUAUCCCCUUCUUCCCCCGGGGAGGGGGCCGGGCCGGGCCAGGCCGGCUGAGCCGGGGGAGGGCAGGGGGAGGGAGCGCCUGGCCAGGCCGGCCUGUCCGCCGAGAUGGAUGACAGUAAGGUGGUUGGAGGCAAAGUAAAGAAACCUGGCAAACGUGGUCGGAAGCCAGCCAAAAUUGACUUGAAGGCAAAACUUGAGAGGAGCCGGCAGAGUGCAAGAGAAUGCCGAGCUAGGAAAAAACUAAGAUAUCAGUAUUUGGAAGAGUUGGUAUCCAGUCGGGAAAGAGCCAUAUGUGCCCUCAGAGAGGAACUGGAAAUGUACAAGCAGUGGUGCAUGGCAAUGGACCAAGGAAAAAUCCCUUCUGAAAUCAAGGCCCUACUCACUGGAGAAGAGCAGAGCAAAUCUCAGCAGAACUCAAGCAGGCACACGAAAGCUGGGAAGACAGAUGCUAACAGCAAUUCCUGGUGAAGAUUAUAUAAAAUGACGAGUCACUGAUUGAAGUCAAUAUUCUGAUUCCUAUGGAGGAUGAAAGGGCAACAUUGUACUUCUUGGCUCCAUUUACAACCUACUGCUCAGUAGUCAUCUCUGUAAAUCUGCAAUUUCUACCAAAAUCCCACAGGAUUUUGCUUUAACUUUCAACACUUAGAAAAUUUAUAAACAUUCAGAUCUGUUCUGGUUGGCCUUGCCACCCAUGGCAUCGAACAUGUUGCAGUGCUUGAAAACACAGGAGUAGAGAGAAGUGGGUGAAGAUUGUAUUUUUGCACCUUAACUCCACAUUGCUUUAUUGGUUAAUUUAUAUUCUUUCCAUGUAUUUCAUGUCAUUGUAUGUGUAUGUGUGUUUAGGUGUCACCUUCUUUUAUGUUUUUGAUUGCCCUACAAAGAGAAACCAAAUGGGCUGAUAACGAAGUUCUCAGCCUUAAUGGACCUAAUUUUACUUGUUUAUAUUUACUUGAGUAAUGUUUAUUUUCUGCACGAACCAUGAUUUCUCCUGUGAGCCAUUCCAGCAUAAGCUGUGAAUAUGUAUUAACAAAUAUAUACAUUUCUAUUUUUAUAAUCCAUAAUGAUAUGCCUGUUUUAACUAAUGUACGUGUUAACAAAAUCCAUUAGGAAAGCCCUCAAGACAGCCUCUAUUUAAAACUUUUGUUGCUGUCUUCUCAAACUAUAUUUAUAAAAGUUUGCUAGGGCCUAGUCCAUACUUGGAAAAUAAUUAGUCAAAUUUUAUUUUUAAGCAACAAGUAACCUUUUAGGCAUUUCUGCAGUAUACAUCAUCUUGACAACCUAGAGUGUGUAUGUUUGUAUGUUCGUAUGUAUGUAUGUGUUUCUAUCAUAUGUCUGUGUAUGUUUGUGGGGAGGGUAGGAGUGAAUGUUCACACACAUUGCCUUGUGUAGUCAACUAACUUGGAGAAUUUUUCUAAAGAAAAUAGGAUGAAAUUAGCUGCUGAGAUCGAGUUUCUGCCUCAAGAGAUCUGGAACAAAACGAGGGAGAAAUUGCUAGUAGAUCUAAUGGCUGUAGGCAUAACCAGAACACUUAGUUUCUUCCCUGACAUGAGUUUCCGUAUGAAUGUGUUCUGAGCCAGGAAGAAACAUACUGUGGG